Brassica rapa (field mustard) is the source of this 1023-nucleotide messenger RNA. Its product is annotated as protein CREG1. Lineage: Eukaryota; Viridiplantae; Streptophyta; Magnoliopsida; Brassicales; Brassicaceae. The record is from RefSeq and is a predicted model, not a curated record.
UAAAGAAGAUAAGAAAUCCAAAGAUAAGACUCAAUUAUAAAAAGCGAAACCCAUGUUGGGGAUGGGUCUGGUCUGGUCGUGAAGUUGAUAUUUCUCCUCUUCCUAUUUCUUUUCUCGAUUCGUUUCUGUCAUCAUCCAUCCCCAAACUCAAUAAAAAAAGAAAGCAUGGAACUUCAAGUUCGACUUCGUCAACUCAUCAUCUUCUUCUUUCUCUUCUUGACCGUUCUUGAACAUGCUUCUUCUUCUCGGAUUUUGAGAAUCGCCAAGCCUGAUAGGCACGAUAUUGCCGCAAGCGCUCGUUGGCUUGUCUCUCAGAACAUUUGGGGUGUUCUCAGCACAUUGUCCAUUGAGCAUGACGGAGCACCUUUCGGGAAUGUUGUGUCAUAUAGUGAUGGCCUGCCGGGCAAAGGCAAGGGAAUACCAUACUUUUACUUGACAAUGCUUGAUCCAACCACAAGAAACGCAUUAAAAGACUCGAGGGCUUCAUUCGCAAUCAGUGAAUCUCCCGUUGGAACUUGCAAAAGAGAUCCUAUGGACCCUACUUGCUCUAAACUAACCCUCACCGGAAAGUUGUUGCAACUGGAUGAAGGAUCUGAGGAAGAGAAAGUAGCCAAAAAAGCUCUAUUCACUAAGCAUCCAGAGAUGAUGGAUUGGCCUGAGGGACAUGAGUUUAGUGUCUUCAAACUGGAGAUAAUGAAUAUAUUUCUGAUAAACUGGUAUGGUGGAGCUAAAUCCAUCACUGUAGAUGAAUACCUUCGUUACAAGGAGACCAAAGUCGCUUCCUUUUUAUGAAAAUCUCAGCUGGAAAUGAGCUAUAGGUAAAGAAGAAGCAUCAUGAAACUUGUAUAUUGAAACGGAAUAAAAUUGUAUCCAGCUCUUCUGUAAAUGACUCUUGUUAAUAGCCUUUCCAUUACUUUCCUGUGGACAUGGUGAAUAUAAAACUAUUCAAAAAUUAUCACAAACCAAAUUCAAAUGUACAAUAUAAAAAUAUGUUGCUAUGAAUAAAAUUUACAAGUGUGCAUA